Messenger RNA from Monoraphidium neglectum, 242 nucleotides. RefSeq lists its product as hypothetical. The transcript has a single exon. Lineage: Eukaryota; Viridiplantae; Chlorophyta; Chlorophyceae; Sphaeropleales; Selenastraceae. The record is from RefSeq and is a predicted model, not a curated record. The annotation marks the transcript as partial.
GGGCGCCGACUCCCUCGCCGUCUCCAAGUCCGCGCAGCGCAAGCUGGUCCACAUCCUCCACCAGCGCCUGGGCGCCAAGGGCGUGUACGCCUUCGAGGUCACAGUUCUGACCGCGGUCAAAGGCACGCCGUUCGACGACGGCAAGACCACCCUGACCGCCGACGCGGUGGCCGCGCGCUUCGCCGAGGUGCUGGCGACGCGCGACCCCAAGGUUUGGUGGUCCGCCAUUGGCGCGUGAUCUG